Prunus armeniaca (apricot) is the source of this 2373-nucleotide messenger RNA. The record is from the annotation of a GenBank genome assembly. NCBI's taxonomy places the organism in Eukaryota, Viridiplantae, Streptophyta, Magnoliopsida, Rosales, Rosaceae.
AUGGAUCCUCAGCUCGGUUCUUCUAACCAGUUCAAGGAGACAUGGAAGCAUACACUUCUUUUGUCAUUUCAGAGCCUUGGAGUAAUAUAUGGUCAACUGAGUACUGCUCCCUUAUAUGUCUUUGGGACAAUGAUUGCAGAAGAUAUCAAAUCAGAGGAGACUGUUUAUGAACUAUUCUCCUGUAUUUUCUGGACUAUUACCAUCAUUUCUUUACUCAAGUAUGCCUUUAUAGUAUUAAGAGCUGAUGACAAUGGAGAAGGUGGUACUUUUGCUUUGUAUUCACUCCUGUGUAGGCAUGCUAAAGUGGGUCUGCUUCCAAAUGACACAAGUGCUAAUGAGGUUAUGCAUUAUGAGACGGGAAGUCCUUUCAAGAUAAAGGUGGAAUCAAGGGCUAGAAGAGCCAUUGAGAAACAUAAAAGUAGCCACUAUUUAAUGUUGUUCCUUGCUCUGUUCGGUUCCUGCAUGACGAUCGGUGUUGGGGUGCUUACCCCAGCUCUAUCUGUGUAUUCAGUUUCAUCAGGUGUUCAAAGAUCAAUGUCAGAUAUGGCACACUUAUUUUCAUCUUCACCAAGAAAACAGGAGGCCAUAUCAAAUGCUUUUGAGAAAUAUGUACCAGUUCCAACGGCAUCUGCUAUAUUGGUGUGCCUCUUCACACUACAGCACUAUGGGACUCAUAAAAUUGGGUUUAUUUUUGCUCCAAUUAUUGUCAUUUGGCUGAUAUUCAUCGGUGGAGGCGGUGUAUAUAACAUUUUCCACUGGAACGAACAAAUUAUCCAUGCUGUCUCCCCAAUGUACAUGUACAGAUUUGUUAAGAACAUUGAAAUCAAAAGUUGGAGGUCUCUAGGCAGCAUCGUUUUGUGUGUAGCAGGAUCAGAGGCAAUGUUUGCAGAUCUAGGUCAUUUCAGAAAGAAAUCGAUCAAGAUUACAUUUGUAUGCUUGAUUUAUCCAGUCCUUGUUUUAUGCUAUGCCGGCCAGGCUGCAUAUAUCUCCAAAAACUUGCAUGUUGCAGAUUUCAAUCAUCUCAGUGAAUCCAUCCCCCACCAAAUUCGCCACUGGUUCAUAGCAUUAUCCCUUCUUGCUUCAGUGGUGGGAAGCCAAGCAACCAUAACAGCCAGUUUUUCCAUCAUAAAUCAGUGCCUAGCACUUGGUUGUUUCCCCAGAGUAAAAGUUAUUCACACAUCAGAUAGGAUACAUGGGCAGGUUUACAUUCCUGAUAUCAACUGGCUAUUGAUGGUUCUAAGCCUCGCUGUUACAAUUGGUUUUCAUGAUAUUAUGAGAAUUGGUUCUGCCACAGGUUUGGCCGUAAUUUCUGGAAUGCUCGUAACGACUUGUCUCAUGUCACUCGUAAUUGCCCUGUACUGGGAGAAGAAUUUGUUCGAAUCUGUCUGUUGUCUGAUAUUCUUUGGAUCCAUUGAGGUAAUGUAUGUAUCAGCUUGUAUGUUGAAUUUCCAUAAGGGAGCUUGGUAUUUGGUUGUCCUUUUGGCAUUGUCCUUGACGGUCAUGCUUUCAUGGCAUUAUGGAACCAAGAAGAAGCUCGAAUUUGACUUACAAAACAAGGUAUCUGCAGAAUGGCUUACUGAUAUUAGCCCAGGCCUGGGGGUUACCAGGGUUCCCGGCAUUGGUUUCAUUUAUACUGAUAUAGUGACAGGAAUUCCAGCUUUCUUCUCACACUUCAUUACCAACAUUCCUGCAUUUCACCAAGUUUUGAUCUUCGUGUCGUUCAAGUCCCUACCAAUGCCUUAUGUCCCUGCAAGUCGGAGGUAUCUUAUUGGCAGGGUUGGCCCAAAAGAUUUGAAGAUUUAUCGGUGUGUCGUGAGAUAUGGAUACUGUGAUCCUAUUAGGGACACUGAUAAUUUUGAAGAACAGAUUAUUAGUUCAAUCGGAGAGUUCAUUACCAUGGAAGAAAAUGAGUUUGAAUCCCUGAAUUCAUCCGAAGGAAGAAUGGUGGUUGUUGGAAAGCCACCAGCUGAUGGAAGCGCUUUGAUUCCAUUGAAUGAAACAAACUCAGUAGAGGAGUCCGUGAGCUUGGUGAGCAAUAUUGAAACUCAGCUAGCUCCAAUGGUGGCCGAUGCAGUGGAGAGUGGUUUGGGUUCAGUGAUGAGAAAAAAGGUGCGGUUCAUGUUGCCGGCGAAUAGUCCGAAAAUGCGAGCAUCUGUUAGGGAUGAGCUGCAAGAACUAAUAGAUGCAAGGGAGAGUGGCACAGCGUACUUCCUGGGGCAGGUGCAUUUAGCAGUGCGUGAUGGCUCAGACGUUUUGAAGCGCUUUCUGAUCAUGACUUAUGCGUUUUGUGAUAAAAAUUGCAGAGAGCCUCCAGUUGCUCUCAACAUUCCUCAUGCCGCUCUUGUUGAGGUUGGUAUGGUCUGUUGCAUAUAA